ACAUUACGUGACGUAAACUAAACAGCUGUUGGACACUUUUUUAAUUACACGUUCUAAGUAAAAUCAGUGAAAAUAUUAGAACGCUGAGGAAAGUUAAUUAAAUAAUGUCUGCAAUUGUACAAUUGACAAGAAUUUGUGGUAAACAGCAAGGAAGAACGAUAAACACAUUUCAUGCCAUAAAAGGCGCCAGUUUCUAUAAAUUCAAUAUUACGAAUAAUCGUGUGAUUACACACUUGAUAUAUUGCACACGAUCUUCAAGUUCUGUUGAGGAUGUCACGAAACCGAAAAGAAAAAUUACGCCAUUCACACCAACGCCUGGCAGUAAAAUAUUGGGUGGAGUUUUUGCUAAAAAAGUACCGGCGAAAGGUCACCAACGGCAAUCCUUACGAAAAUGUCAUAUUCACUUAGGAGGUACUGGUGAUGGGGGGAAUACUCUAGGAACACUUGAUGCACCUGAAGUGACAUCACAGGAUAUGCUGCGCGCUAUGAUGCAUUACAUUUGGCCCAAAGAAGAUGCAUUAGUAAGAAAAAGAGUUGCGAUAUCAUUGGGACUUUUAGCUGGUUCUAAAGUGUUAACAGUUUGUGUUCCAUUUUUAUUCAAAGGAGCUGUUGAUGCAAUGGGCACCCUUAAUAUGGACACAGCACCAGAAACUGUAUUAUCAGUAGCAACUGCCAUGAUGAUAGGCUAUGGUGUUGCACGUGCAAGUGCCGCAGCCUUCAAUGAAUUACGAAAUGCAGUAUUUGCCAAAGUUGCACAUCAUUCCAUACGAAAAAUUGCCACCAAUGUUUUUUUACAUUUACAUAAUUUAGAUUUAUCAUUUCAUUUAAAUAAGCAAACUGGCGCCCUAUCAAAGACAAUUGAUCGAGGUUCACGAGGAAUCAAUUUUGUGCUAACAGCCAUGGUUUUCAACAUAGUACCCACAAUAUUUGAAUUAGCUUUAGUUUCCAGUAUUUUAGGAGUUAAAUGUGGCUUAGCUUUUGCUAGUGUAUCUAUGGGUUGUGUAGGAGUCUAUGCUGUCUACACACUUUCUGUAACGCAAUGGCGUACAAAAUUUCGUGUUUACAUGAAUCAAGCUGAAAACGAAGCUGGCAAUAAAGCUGUAGAUUCCUUAAUAAAUUAUGAAACUGUUAAAUAUUUUAAUAAUGAAAAAUUCGAAGCUGGGCGUUAUAAUGCUGUGCUUAAGAAAUACGAAACAGCUAGCUUAAAAACUAGCUCCAGUUUGGCGCUACUUAAUUUUGGUCAAAAUGCCAUCUUCAGUUCUGCACUGAGCAUAAUAAUGGUGCUAGCUGCUAAUGAAAUUGUUAAAGGCAAUAUGACAGUUGGAGAUUUGGUUAUGGUUAAUGGAUUACUAUUUCAACUAUCAAUACCAUUGGGAUUUUUAGGAAGUGUGUAUCGUGAAGUGCGUCAAGCCUUAUUAGAUAUGCAAUCAAUGUUUACAUUGAUGAAUGUAGAUAGUAAAGUACAUGUACCUGUAAAUGCACCACAUUUAGCAUUGGGCAAUAAUAAUGCAUCAAUUGAAUUUAAAAACGUUUCGUUUGAAUAUGAGUCUGGAAAACCAAUAUUUAAGGAUUUAUCAUUUAGUAUACCAGCUGGUAAAAAUAUUGCAUUUGUCGGUGGUUCUGGGUCUGGCAAAUCAUCUAUGGUACGCUUGUUAUAUAGAUUUUUCGAACCAAAUGCUGGUCAAAUAUUAAUUGGCGGACAGGAUAUAAGUGCAGUUGAUAUAGAAAGCUUAAGAAAAUCUAUUGCCGUUGUACCACAGGAUUCUGUGCUAUUUCAUGAUACAAUAAGACACAAUAUACACUAUGGCGAUUUAAGUAAAUCUCAAGAAGACAUCGAAAAUUCGGCACGUAUGGCUGAUUUACACGAUUCGAUUACAGUUUGGCCGAAAAAAUAUGAUACACAAGUUGGUGAAAGAGGUCUUAAAUUAUCUGGAGGAGAGAAGCAACGUGUGGCAAUAGCACGUGCUAUAUUGAAAAACUCACCGAUUUUAAUAUUUGACGAAGCCACAAGUAGCUUGGAUUCAAUAACAGAAUAUAAUAUUCUGCAAGCCUUAUCGCGUGCUACAAAGGGACGUACAAGUAUUUGCAUUGCUCACCGGUUAUCUACUGUUAUGGAUGCCGAUGAAAUUUUAGUACUAGAAAAUGGUAAAGUCGGCGAACGUGGAACUCACUCUGAAUUACUAAAAAGAAAUGGACUUUAUGCACGUCUUUGGGAAACACAAACACAACAAAUUUGACAUCAAGAACAAAUAGGAACUAAUCAGUUAGGAAGUGGGAACAAGAUUAACUUAUUUGUAUAGUGCUAGCCUUAUCUUAAAUGUAGUUUAAGUUUAUUUUAUUUUAAUUACUAGAACGUUAUAUUUUAUUUGUUGUUGUAAUAAUUUAAAUCUAA
Teleopsis dalmanni is the source of this 2392-nucleotide messenger RNA. Its product is annotated as ATP-binding cassette sub-family B member 7, mitochondrial-like. The transcript is spliced from 9 exons. Gene Ontology annotation, biological process: transmembrane transport; intracellular iron ion homeostasis. The record is from RefSeq and is a predicted model, not a curated record. Gene Ontology annotation, cellular component: mitochondrial inner membrane. NCBI's taxonomy places the organism in Eukaryota, Metazoa, Arthropoda, Insecta, Diptera, Diopsidae. Gene Ontology annotation, molecular function: ATP binding; ATP hydrolysis activity; ABC-type transporter activity. Bases 105 to 2237 code for a protein of 710 amino acids.